This is a messenger RNA of Aedes albopictus (Asian tiger mosquito), 5379 nucleotides long. RefSeq lists its product as uncharacterized. The transcript has a single exon. The record is from RefSeq and is a predicted model, not a curated record. The coding region runs from base 1 to 5379 and encodes 1792 amino acids. Lineage: Eukaryota; Metazoa; Arthropoda; Insecta; Diptera; Culicidae. Gene Ontology annotation, molecular function: nucleic acid binding; zinc ion binding. Gene Ontology annotation, biological process: DNA integration.
AUGGCGCUAACACAUACCCCGAAAGGCGCCAAGAAGAAAGGAAAAAAUAUGGCGGACGGUGUGAACAUCGCCGACGGGAAUGAAGACGAUCCGUCGCGAGUGCUUUCCGUUAGCGAGCAGCUGUACCAACAGAAGUUGCGGGAUGCAGCCCGCGAGAAAAAAGAAGAAUUUGAUGUACUACUAAAGAAGAAAGAAACAGUGGCGAGAAAGUUAACCCGAGUUGAGGUCGCGUUGGGUAGGCCGGAGGCUGCAGAUAAGCACUAUUUGCAGCUGCAGUUGAAAAUGUGUGACGUUUGUUACGGGGAAUACAGUGACUUACAGAAUCGCAUAUAUGACCUAAACACCAGUGAAGAUGUGCGGUGCGCGGAAGAAAUGCGAUUUAUCGAAUUCGAAGAACUGUACAGUGCGCUCUACGUACAGAUAACGAAGAAAAUUGAAGCGUUGUCAGUGAAAGAUGUGAUGGAACCAGUGGUGCCGCAACCAGUUCAUAACCACCCGUAUGUUCCGCCUUUGAAGGCGCCGUUGCCGACAUUUGACGGCAACUUCGAGAACUGGUUCGCGUUUAAAAACAUGUUCCAAAAUGUGAUGGCACGCUACGACACCGAAUCCCCGGCCAUCAAGUUGUACCAUUUGCGGAACUCCUUGGUUGGUGCAGCGGCCGGUGUGAUAGACCAGGACAUCAUAAACAAUAACGACUAUGAUGCUGCCUGGGAGACGCUUCAGGAGCGUUUCGAAGAUAGACAAGUGAUCGUUGACAAGCAUAUCGACGCGAUGUUCAACAUUCCGGCCAUGACCAAGGAAAGCGCAACCGGACUCCGGAAGCUUAUCGACACAGUUUCGAAGAAUGUCGAUGCUCUGAAGAAUCUGGAGUUGCCAGUUGAAGGAUUGGGCGAAAUGAUGCUCCUGAACGUGCUGGUGAAAAAAUUCGACCUGGAGACCCGCAAGGCGUGGGGUUUGGACCAGAAGGACAACGAAUUGGCAGAUUUCAAGUCGACGAUGGAUUUUCUCAAAGAAAGGUGUAAAGUGUAUGAGAAGAUCAGCCGUAGUAGCAAGGCUACAGCGGAAGUGGUGAAGCAAGUGCGUCCCGCUGGAAAAACGGACUCGAAAGUGCAUAGCCUUGUUACUACAAGUGGAAAGUGUACGCACUGUAAGGGAGACCAUGAAAUAUGGAAGUGUGAAGUGUUCAAAAAUGCGAAUCUGAGUGAAAAGUACAAUUCACUACGCAAAAGUGGUUCCUGUUUCAAUUGUAUGGAAAAGGGACACAUGACGGGAAAGUGCAAGUCGGAGCGAUCGUGCAAGCAGUGUGGCAAACGUCAUCACACGUCACUGCAUCCUACCGAAUCGCAUUCCGAGGAUUCAUCGUUGCAGCAAUCGAACGUCGCAUCCAGAACCAAUGCACCGAAACCAUCGGCUGAGGUCGGUGGUCCUACGACAAACCCAACGACGAGCGGAUCGGUCCUCUGCUCGAACGUCGAAGCUGACCAGGACACGUUGCUGGCCACUGCAAUCGCAUUCGUUCAGGGUGCUGGAAAACGGAAGAUGGAAUGCCGGGCAGUAUUGGAUUCUGCUUCGCAUAAGCACUUCAUUACGGAAGCGAUGGUGGCCAAACUGGGAUUGAAACGGAAGAAGGCCAACUAUACGAUCAUCGGAAUCGGCGGCACCCAGAUCGCCAUUCAGCACAAGGUGCAUGCGAGGAUCAAAUCGAAAGUGAGUGAAUAUGAGUCACCGUGUCUGGAGUUCUUGGUCGUCAAGAAAAUCACGGGUGACCUACCGAUGCAGCAGUUCGAGACGGCCCAGCUGAAUAUUCCGGAAGACAUCCAGCUUGCAGAUCCUGGAUUCAACGUACCCGGUCAGGUAGACGUCCUGAUCGGAUCGGGUUUGUUCUUCAAACUCAUCAAGCACGGACAGUUGCAGUUGGCAGACCAUUUGCCCGCUGUGCAGGAAACAUCACUUGGUUGGAUCGUGAGUGGCUUGAUUCCAACCAAUCAGUUCGGCGUCGGUGGGACGCUCUGUACGAUGGUAACCGAGGACGACGUCGGUAAGUUACUUGAACGUUUUUGGUAUUUUGAUUCGUAUGACGAAACAAUCGCUCCGGAGCAUUCUUCCGAGGAUGCUUGCAUCAGUCAUUUCCUCGAAACACAUCGGCGUGACGACGACGGCAGAUUCGUCGUUCGGCUACCCUUCAACGAGGCGAAGGGGCAGCUGGGCGAUACCGAAACCAUGGCGCGGAAACGGUUCUACGCGGUUGAACGAAGACUGGAUAAGGAUCCGGAUCUGAAACGACAAUAUGUUGAUUUUAUGAAGGAGUAUGCAGAUCUAGGCCACAUGGUUGAAAUAACACCCCCUCCGAAUGAAGAUCCAACGAUGGUGUUCUAUUUGCCACAUCAUUGUGUGUUGAAGCCGACUAGUUCAACUACAAAGCUGCGUGUGGUAUUUGACGGUUCAGCGGAAUCGUCCACAGGAGUGUCCGUCAAUCAAACCCAAAUGGUUGGCCCGACAGUACAGAAUGACUUGGUGUCCAUUCAUCUGAAGUUUCGAACGUUCCAGUAUGCGAUCAGUGCGGAUAUUCCAAAAAUGUAUCGGCAGGUCCGGAUCGACGAUGACUUCUUGCGCGUAUUUUGGAGAAGCAAUCACGAUGAACCAUUGAAGGUCUAUGCGCUGAAAACCGUGACGUAUGGCCUAGCAUCCUCUCCGUUCCUGGCAACCAUGGCGCUGAGACAACUGGCUGAAGAAGAGGAACUUCGAUAUCCGCUGGCAGCAAAAACCGUGAAGAAAUCCUGCUAUAUUGACGAUAUGUUGUCGGGCGCAAAUUCUUUCGAAGAAGCUGUGGAGUUGCUGAGACAGGUAACCGGCUUGCUGAACGACGGUGGGUUCGACAUACACAAGGUGUGCUCGAAUUCAAAGGAACUGUUGGAAUUGGUCCCCGAAGACAAACGAGAAAGGCUUGGAGUAAUUGACGACGCUGCUAUCAACGGCUUGCUGAAAACGCUCGGACUCGUGUGGAAUCCGGAUAGUGACGUAUUCACCUUCCGAAUAGCAGAAGUACUCCCGUCGGCACAGUUAACUAAGCGAGUGAUUUUGAGCGAAAUUUCCAGGAUUUUCGACCCGCUGGGUUUUCUUGGGCCAGUGUUGACAACAGCCAAAUUAAUUAUGCGGGAACUAUGGCUUCUUGAACUCCAUUGGGACGAUGUUCUGCCGCAGGAAUUUGUGGAGCUUUGGACGGAUUUUCGCGAGCGACUUCAAACAUUGAACGGGUUGGAAAUUCCACGCUGCGUGCUGAGUCGGGAUUACAUUCGCGUCGAAUUACAUGGAUUCUCCGACGCGUCCGAUUUGGCAUACGGGGCUUGCCUAUACACUAGGUCGGUGUUCCGGGACGGAAAAGCUGAAAUGAGACUGGUUUGCAGUAAAUCAAGAAUAUUACCGAAGAAGCAAGGAACGAAAAAGGAAGUUACAACGCCACGUGGGGAGCUUCAAGCAGCUCUUCUGCUGUCACGUCUUGCUGUGAAGUUGAUUGGAGCUAUGGAGAUUCAAUUCGAGUCCGUGGUUUUAUGGAGCGAUUCACAGAUAGUUCUCUGUUGGAUCAAGAAAUCUCCGGAUUUGCUGAAGAUCUACGUUGGGAAUCGAGUGAAGGAAAUCCAGUUGCUGACCAACGAGUUCGACUGGCGAUACAUCCCAUCAAAGAUGAACCCUGCCGACCUGAUUUCGAGAGGGCUUCAACCGAACCAACUGCGAGGACAUGAAACUUGGUGGACCGGUCCGGAAUGCUUGAAGAAAAUGAAUUGCGAAAUGGACAAUCCUCCACCGAUUCAGGAAGCUGUUAUCCCAGAGCUGCGAGGAGUUGCUCUCUUCAACACGAACGCUCGCCAACGAAUGAAAAUAUUUGACAGCGUCAGCCGGUUCCCCAUCAUGCAGAGAUCCAUGGCCUACGUGAUUCGUUUCACGGACUACAUAAGGAGCGGAAGGCGGCAACUUACGAAAGGGUUGCCUACAGCUGAUGAAAUGAGGCGUGCAUUGUUGCUGAUUGUGCGGCUGACCCAGAAAGAAUGUUUCGGCGACGAAAUCCGUGCAUUGAAGGAAGAGAAGGAUUUCAAGUAUCCACUAAAAUGCUUGAACCCUUUCAUCGACGAAAACGACGAUACACUACGUGUGGGCGGUCGAAUUCGACACGCUCAGAUUCCGUAUGGCAGUAAGCACCAGCUUCUGUUGCCCUCGAGACAUCCUGUGACUGUUGCAAUAGUUCGUCAUCUGCAUAAAACCAACAUGCACGUUGGGCAGCGAGCCUUGCUUGCUGUGGUGAGGCAGCAAUUCUGGCCUCUUCGAGCGAAAAAUGUGAUUCGAGAUGUGAUCCACAAGUGCACCCCCUGCUACCGUGCCAACCCGAAACGAGCUACUCAGCUGAUGGGGGAUCUUCCGGAGUACAGAGUGCAAGCUGCGUACCCAUUUGCCAAUGUAGGAAUAGAUUUCGCCGGGCCGUUUACACUGAGAGCGGCUGUGUCUACGAGGAAGAGUGUGAUGACCAAGGGGUACGUAUGCGUUUUCGUGUGUAUGGCCACGCGGGCUAUGCAUUUGGAAGCAGUAUCGAAUCUUUCGACGGAUGCAUUCUUGGGCGCUCUUCAACGAUUCGUGAGCCGGAGAGGUCUACCCAAUAAGAUCUUCUCGGACAAUGCCACCAAUUUCGUUGGUGCCAAUAAUGAGUUAGCGAGACUUGCCGAUCUGUUCAACACCGAGAUGCACCAGAAGAAAUUGAAUGGAUUUUGUGUUCAGCGAAACAUCGAGUGGUCCUUUAUUCCUCCCCGUAGUCCCCACUUCGGGGGAAUAUGGGAGGCCGGGGUGAAGUCGGCUAAAUUCCACCUGCGACCAAUUUUAGCGGAUCACAAACUAUCAUAUGAAGAGCUGGCGACGGUAUUGGCGCAAAUUGAAGCUACGUUGAAUUCGCGCCCUUUGAUUCCAUCCUCCGACGAUCCGAAUGAUCUGACUGCGAUCACGCCGGCUCAUUUUUUGAUCGGCAGGGAGUUCCAAGCGGUACUCGAACCAUCGUAUGACCACGUCAAACCCGGAAGGCUGUCCCGAUGGCAGGUACUACAGGAUCUCAAGCAGAAGUAUUGGCGGACCUGGUCAACAGAUUUCCUCCAAGAGCUUCAACGUCGUCAACGAGACUUCAAGACAACUAAGUUCAAGGUGGGCGCAUUGGUGCUCAUUGCAGACGACAAUCUCCCUCCACUCCAGUGGAACCUUGCGCGUGUUGAGGAGUUGCAUCCGGGUAAGGACGGCCACGUGCGAGUGGUAACUUUGAAAACCAAGGAUUCGAUCAUCAAACGGGCGGUCAAGUACCUAUGCUUGCUGCCAAUGGACGAGGAGGAGUCUUCACCUGAAAUUUGA